AUGAGGAAGAGUCCGAUACCUCAAGGUCUAGAGCAGCCAACUCGGGUUUUGAAUUGGGGGAUGAGGAUGAGAAUUGCUGAGGGUGUAGCUGAAGGUCUGAUAUAUCUACACGACGUGCUAAAAGUGAUCAACCAAGACGUCAAGGCUGGGAAUAUUCUACUUGAUGCGAACUUUGUGCCGAAGCUGACUGAUUUUGGAUUGGCGACUAAAGUCGUUGUAAACAGAAGCGGCGUUGAGAAGCGGAGCAAGAUCACUGAGUUGAAGGGAACUAUGGGAUACAUCGCACCAGAAGCAGAGCAGUCCCACUGGGUUUCGACCAAGUACGAUGUCUAUAGCUAUGGAGUUUUUCUGAUUGUGCUUUUCACCGGAAGGAGACCUUAUAAUCAGAAUCAGAAUGAAACUGUUCCUGAGGAUAAACGGAAACUCACUGAUUGGUUUUUGCGAGUGUGGGCUAGGUAUGGGGAUGUGCCUGAGGCAGCUGAUACUGCGCUCGGUAAUGCGUAUUCGGUCGAAGGUUUCAAGAGAAUAUUUCAGAUUGCGAGGCUGUGUAUUAGCGCAGACCCAAAGGCACGGCCUCCCAUGCGUGAUGUGGUAACGAUGGUUCGUCAAGCUGCAGUUUUCCCGGUCAGAGUGGUGCCCCUGGUGGAAAGGAGGCAUACGGUAUAAAGAAGUUUCCUC
This is a messenger RNA of Camelina sativa (false flax), 678 nucleotides long. Its product is annotated as putative serine/threonine-protein kinase PBL7. Gene Ontology annotation, molecular function: protein kinase activity; ATP binding. Gene Ontology annotation, biological process: protein phosphorylation. The record is from RefSeq and is a predicted model, not a curated record. NCBI's taxonomy places the organism in Eukaryota, Viridiplantae, Streptophyta, Magnoliopsida, Brassicales, Brassicaceae.